CCAGCUGUAACCGUGACGGAAUUCGGCUCUUGGCCCUCUGGCCAUACUGGCCAAGACGCGACUGAACCGAAAAAUAAAAAACCAAAAAAAGAAAAGAGGAGAGGAGCCGCUCAGCUGGGGCCGAAAAGAGGGAAAUAGCCGCUGCGGAGGAGCAUGACGUCCAUACUGGACAUGAAGGCCGGCCCGCCCGACUAUUGGGCGGAAAUUGGUAACUUCUUCCUGCCGCUAAAGGUCCUGAUCACCAACGACCGUUUCGACGCCCUCGUGCGGGACAUCGACCUAUAUUACCUGAUCAACGGCGUCUUCUGGAUAUUUGUGGCACUGUCCUGCGGCUUCUGUGGCUUCCAGCGGCUCUUUCAGUUCUUUCUGAAAUCGUCAAACAUGAAAUACUUCAAACGAAGACAAUUCGCGCGAUUGAUUUGGAAUAUUGCGUUCUAUGCGGCCAGUUGUUUAUUUUUGUAUUUCUACAACGAGUUCAUGAUCCUGCCCCAACUGAUGAAGAAUCAAGGAAGAUAUUCAUUAUUCUACUCCUCGGAUAACUUGAUAUUCUAUCGGUCGCAUCAGACGGAAAAAUUUCAGUUUUAUUCGAUAUUUAUAAUAACAUUUUACCUGCAUGGAGCAAUGUUGGACUUUAAGGAGGCAGAUUUCUUGGAGGUUGGCUCCAAGGCCCUCUACCUGUUGGCCCUGGUAGCUAUCGAUGUUUACAGAUAUGAGAACUAUUUUGUGGGCCUGAAUCUGACCGUGGGAUUGUACAGCAUUCUUACGGAGGUCCUGUCGCUCCUAGUGCUACCCAGUACGAAUCGCCAUCGAUUCAUCUACCAGGUCUUCCUCGGCCUAAGGAUAGCGGCGUGGGCCCAUGUCUUUGUUAAUUUGCUGCCCUUUAAGUAUUUCAUACCGACACUCUUUGCAAAGAACUUUAAGCUGCCGCUUAAUGUGGCAAUAUGGUUGUGGUACGGACUGUCCAUCUGGAACUCCCCAGUGUUGCAGUACUUCUAUCAUCAGAUCUAUCACACCACACCGUCGGAUUGUUCCGGUGAGGGAUCAGCAGCCAGAUGCAUCUUGGUGAAGGACUCGGUGGAGUUCCGUCACUUUAAGACCCUGAAGAAGGCAUACUUGGAGGUGAAGUUGGCCCACGAGAAGACCAAUGCCAGCUCCCUGCCCUCCGGGGAGACCAGUUCCGCCUCCGCCAAGACCUUCCAGGCCAUUAAAUGUGUCAUGAUGUUGAAGAGAAAGUUGAAGCGGAUCCGGGAGGGACGUGGUCAUGAGCCGGAGGACGAGAACGAGGACCUCACCAGCGAUGCCUGAAGGAUGCAGGAAGGACAGCAGGAAUAGAAGAAGACCUGGACCUCGUUAGACGCAACAAACACGUAGACGUUACAUUUCCUUAAACCAAAAAAGACACAAGUUCCGCUUAGGCUAUAAAGAAACUACCUCCCACUUGGCUAAAUUCUAGCGCCCCCCACCCCCUAUCUUUCUCUCUCCCUCUCACUCUAUGAUGAUAACCUGUCUCUCUCGCUUUCUAUGCAAGUUUAUGCGUGUCUCGAAAUUGCAAUCGAGUGCAUUUUGAAAAAAAAAAACCUAAAAAAAAAUUGAGGCUAAAAAUCAAAAGUAAUCUCUUAGAUUUCAAUAAAUUAUAAGUUUUCUCUUUCGGAUUUCUUUCUUCAGAAUGCACUCUUGUAGGCACAAUUAAUUAAAUUAAUUAAAUUAGCAAAUUAAAAUAUUUAAUCAAAAUAAAGUGCAAAAAACACACGCAUAAACCUCGAAAUUUAGAUAAAAAAUUGUAUUUUUCAAUUAAGUAUAUAGUUGGCUAUAUCUAUUACUGUCUCCCUCGCACACCAAACACACACACACACACACAACAGUUAUCUCUCCUGUUUUUUUUUUAGAUUUGUAAGUCGCCUUCAACUUAUUGUUGUUGUUUAUUCGCUGUGACUUAAUGACAUAUUUAAAUAUUGUAAUGUGUUUUUUUUUUCAUUCGUUCUUUUUAAUUGAAAUAUACUAUAUAUGGGCUAAACGAGCGCAA
Drosophila ananassae is the source of this 2023-nucleotide messenger RNA. RefSeq lists its product as uncharacterized. The coding region runs from base 154 to 1305 and encodes 383 amino acids. The transcript has 5 exons. NCBI's taxonomy places the organism in Eukaryota, Metazoa, Arthropoda, Insecta, Diptera, Drosophilidae. The record is from RefSeq and is a predicted model, not a curated record.